This is a messenger RNA of Penicillium alfredii, 2832 nucleotides long. Its product is annotated as mismatch repair ATPase MSH2. Lineage: Eukaryota; Fungi; Ascomycota; Eurotiomycetes; Eurotiales; Aspergillaceae. Gene Ontology annotation, cellular component: nucleus; MutSalpha complex. Gene Ontology annotation, biological process: mitotic recombination; mismatch repair. The transcript is spliced from 2 exons. The record is from RefSeq and is a predicted model, not a curated record. Gene Ontology annotation, molecular function: mismatched DNA binding; ATP-dependent DNA damage sensor activity; ATP binding. The coding region runs from base 1 to 2832 and encodes 943 amino acids.
AUGUCUUCCCGGCCAGAUUUGAAGGUCGACGACGAAGUCGGUUUCAUUCGCUUUUACCGUUCACUCCCCACAUCCGACAACAAUGAGACCGUUCGAGUGUUUGACCGGGGUGAAUUCUACUCGGCCCACGGUUCUGAUGCCGAGUUCAUUGCCCGCACCGUGUACAAGACGACUGCGGUGCUCCGCAACCUGGGCCGCAGCGAGACAGGCGGCCUGCCGUCUGUCACCAUGAGCGUGACGGUAUUCCGAAACUUCCUGCGCGAGGCUCUCUUCCGCCUCAGCAAGCGCGUCGAGGUCUGGGGGUCCGGCGGUACAGGCAAGGGGAACUGGAAACUCGUCAAGCAGGCCAGUCCCGGGAACCUACAGGAUGUGGAAGAGGAGCUGGGCAGCGUCGGAGCAUUGUCCAUGGACUCGGCGCCGAUUAUCCUGUCGGUGAAGAUCUCUGCUCGGGCGACGGAGGCGCGUAGUGUCGGGGUGUGCUUUGCGGACGCGAGCGUGCGCGAGCUGGGUGUUAGCGAGUUCCUCGACAACGACAUCUACUCCAACUUCGAAUCACUGGUUAUACAGCUUGGUGUCAAGGAGUGUUUGGUGCAGAUGGAUUCCACGCGGAAGGAUGUCGAGCUGGGCAAGAUCCGCGCGAUUGCCGACAGUUGCGGAAUCGCCAUCUCCGAGCGGCCUGUGGCGGACUUUGGAGUGCGUGAUAUCGAACAGGACUUGUCCCGACUACUGCGGGAUGAACGAUCGGCAGGCACUCUGCCUCAGACAGAGCUGAAGCUAGCCAUGGGCUCGGCGGCGGCCUUGAUCAAGUACCUCGGCGUGAUGACCGAUUCCACCAACUUUGGUCAGUAUCAACUCUACCAGCAUGACCUGUCUCAGUACAUGAAGCUGGAUUCUUCGGCGCUGCGUGCGUUGAACCUUAUGCCCGGCCCGCGGGACGGGUCCAAGAGCAUGAGCCUGUUUGGUCUGCUGAAUCACUGCAAAACACCCGUUGGCAGUCGGUUGCUGGCGCAAUGGCUGAAGCAGCCGCUGAUGGAUCUGGCCGCCAUUGAGCAGCGACAGCAGUUAGUCGAGGCAUUUGUGGUCAACACGGAGCUGCGUCAGAGCAUGCAGGAGGAGCAUCUGCGCGCCAUUCCGGACCUGUACCGGCUGGCCAAACGUUUCCAGCGGAAACAGGCCAACCUGGAGGAUGUUGUUCGUGUAUACCAGGUCGCGAUCCGUCUGCCUGGAUUUGUCAGUGCGCUCGGGGAUGUGAUGGAUGAGCAGUACCAGACGCCGCUGGAGGCGGAAUAUACGUCGAAGCUCCGUGGCUAUUCCGAUAGCUUGGCCAAGCUCGAGGAGAUGGUUGAGACGACGGUGGAUCUCGACGCCUUGGAAAACCACGAGUUCAUUAUCAAGCCCGAGUUUGAUGAUAGCCUUCGGGUCAUUCGAAAGAAGCUGGACAAGUUACGGUACGACAUGGACAUGGAACACCGCCGGGUUGCGCGGGACUUGAAUCAGGACAUGGAGAAGAAGCUCUUUCUGGAAAACCACCGAGUACAUGGCUGGUGCUUCCGCCUGACCCGUACCGAGGCCGGUUGUAUUCGCAACAAGAAAGAGUAUCAAGAAUGCUCCACCCAGAAGAACGGAGUGUACUUUACCACGUCAACGAUGCAGUCUCUCCGCCGAGAGCAUGACCAACUGUCCUCCAACUAUAACCGCACCCAGACCGGGCUUGUUACCGAAGUUGUCAACGUCGCCGCCUCGUACUGCCCCGUUCUGGAACAGCUCGCCGGCGUUCUGGCGCACCUCGAUGUGAUUGUCAGCUUUGCUCAUGCAUCGGUCCAUUCUCCCUCGGGGUAUGUCCGUCCGAAGAUGCAUCCCCGAGGAACCGGAAAUACCGUGCUUAAGGAAGCGCGCCACCCGUGCAUGGAGAUGCAAGACGACAUCUCGUUUAUCACCAACGAUGUCUCCUUGGUGCGCGACGAGUCGUCAUUCCUUGUCAUCACCGGUCCCAACAUGGGCGGCAAGUCUACCUACAUCCGCCAGAUCGGUGUGAUCGCGCUCAUGGCCCAAACGGGCUGUUUUGUGCCCUGCACCGAGGCCGAGCUGACCAUCUUUGACUGCAUCCUUGCGCGAGUGGGUGCCAGUGACUCGCAACUCAAGGGCGUGUCGACAUUCAUGGCGGAGAUGCUGGAGACGGCCAACAUCCUCAAGUCCGCCACCUCGGAGUCGUUGAUCAUAAUUGACGAACUCGGGCGUGGUACCAGCACCUACGAUGGAUUCGGUCUAGCUUGGGCCAUCUCGGAACACAUUGUAACCGAGAUCCGCUGCUUCGGCCUCUUCGCCACGCACUUCCACGAGCUGACCGCUCUGGCCGACCGCUACCCGAAAUCCGUACAGAACCUGCACGUCGUGGCAUUCAUCGGUGACGGGACCGAGCCCGAUCCAGAUGCUGAAGCCGACUUCCAGAAGAAGCGACAGGUCACCCUUCUCUACCGCGUGGAGCCCGGUAUUUGCGACCAGUCAUUUGGGAUUCACGUCGCCGAAUUAGUGCGCUUCCCCGACAAGGUCGUCAACAUGGCCCGUCAGAAAGCUGAGGAGCUGGAGGAUUUUACGUCGGCGACUGCUGAGAAUGCUGAUAAACAAGCACCUGCGCCCUCUAUGGACAAGUACUCCCAAGAGGAGGUCGAGGAAGGCAGUACGCUCCUCAAGGAGAUGCUGCUGAAGUGGAAGGCGGAGAUCGAAGGCAAGGACCUGACAUCGGAGCAAAAGCGGCAGCUUAUGCGUGAACUGGUUCAGGCCGAUGGCAAAUUGCAGGCCAACAAAGUGUUUCAAGGGAUUCAGGCUUUAUAA